AUGGCAGAUAUCCAUGACCACAAGGAGUCUGUGCAACACACCGAGGAGCAACUGGAGACUGCUCGCGGCGACGCUCUCGAUGAGGCCAACAAGCUCGGCAUCGACGUUUCCGAGGUGGUGGCCAACCGCGUGGCCGAGGACGACCUGCACGCUGUUUCGGCAGCGUGCAUGUCGCUCAAGUCACCUGCCGGCUGGCGCAUCGCUGGUAUCAUCUUCGUGAUGGGCAUCAACCAGGCCGCCUACGGUAUUGACUGGGCUGUCAUCGGCAACGUCAAUUCGUUCCCCACAUGGCACGACUACUUCGGCUUUGCCAACGACGGUGCGACUCUCGGCACCCUCAAUGCACUCAUGACCAUUGGUAGCUUUGUCGGCGCCCCCUUCCUCGUUCUUUCGGAUGUCUGGGGUCGUCGCAGCGUGAAUUUCCUGGGCAAUGCCUUGGUUAUCGUCGGCGCUAUUCUUCAAUCGCAGGCCCCCAACAUUGCGUGCUUCAUGGUCGGUCGCUUCGUCCUUGGUUUCGGCACCUCCCUCUGCACUUCGUCGCAGUACAUGGCUGAAAUCUCUCCCGUCCAUCUCCGUGGCCGCCUGGUUGGAGUGUUCGGCGCCUGCUUCCAGAUCGGCUCUCUCAUGAUGGGCGGAGUCAUGGUCGCCUUUGCCCGCUGGACCACGUCCAACUGGCAGUGGCGUGCCCCCCUGCUCCUCCAGGCUGUCCCGGCAUUGAUCGUCUGCGCCACCAUCUACUUCCUCUGCCCCGAGACUCCUCGUUUCUACGUCAUGAAGGGCGACAAGGAGAAGGCCCGCCAGGUCAUUGCCAAGUACAUGACCUCGAACAACGACAUCCACGCGCCCAUCGUUCCCCUCAUGAUGCGCCAGAUUCAGGACUCCCUCGACUCUGGUGCCCGUGGCACCAAGAGUCUCCGUGCCGCCUGGGACUUCCGCGUCUUCUUCACCCGUCGCGUUGGAUACCGUACCGCCGUCCUUGCCGCCUACUCGCUCUUCCAGCAGUGGAACGGUGGUGGUAUCAUCUCCUACUACAUGUCGCCCGCCCUCGAGACCAUUGGUAUCACCGCUCCUCUCUCACAGACUGGUAUCAACCUCGGUCUUACCGCCAUCUACUUUGUGUUCACCGCGUUUGGUGCCUACCUCAUCGACAAGAUGCGCCGUCGUACCCUCAUCUUCCUGGGCCUCAUCUCGUGUAUCCUUACCCAGACUGCGGUCACCAUUACGUCUUGGCGCUACGACGUGCAGCCCAACAACGCUGCUGCGGGUCUGACCCUCUUCUGGAUCUUCCUUUACCAGGUUUUGAGCGCAUCGUUUAUCGCAACAAUGCACAAUUUGUACCCUAUCGAGAUCCUCUCGUUGCCCCUGCGAGCUAAGGGAAUGGCCCUCUACUCCCUCAUCCAGUCGGCGGCCGGUGUGGUCCAGAAUUACGGUAUCUCGGUCGGUAUCCAGAAGGUCGGCUACAAGAUCUGGGUCGUCUACAUUGCCUACAACGCCAUUCAGCUCGUCAUCGCCUACCUCAUCUUUCCGGAGACGUCCGACCUCUCGCUCGAGGACAUCGACUACAUCUUCGAGACCAAGGGCGAGCAACCCGUCAAGCUCUCGCUCAAGAUCGAGAAGGCCCGCAUCGCUCGCGAGAAGGCUCUUGCUGCUGGCGAGGGUGACGUGUAA
Messenger RNA from Apiotrichum porosum, 1668 nucleotides. RefSeq lists its product as uncharacterized. Lineage: Eukaryota; Fungi; Basidiomycota; Tremellomycetes; Trichosporonales; Trichosporonaceae. Gene Ontology annotation, cellular component: membrane. Gene Ontology annotation, molecular function: carbohydrate:proton symporter activity. Gene Ontology annotation, biological process: transmembrane transport; carbohydrate transport. The record is from RefSeq and is a predicted model, not a curated record. The coding region runs from base 1 to 1668 and encodes 555 amino acids. The transcript has 4 exons.